AUGGCCGCCGCAAUAUCCAUGGCCUUCCAAGAGGCGCGGAUAGAAAAGGCCUUCGAGCGCUUCUGGUCCCAAUUCUGGUCUACAGUGGGCCACUCACUUGCAACAUCCCGCAGGCCCAACCGGACUUCACACAUGCCUCCUCCGCCCACGCACUGUUCGACUCUCACCCUGGCAAGAGGGUCAGAUCGGUACAUUGCAAGCCUGGAAGCGGACUGUUCAGGGGAUAGGCUGAAGUUCGGGCGGAGUGGGACUCUGUGGGACUUGUAA
Molecule: messenger RNA, 267 nt
Organism: Pelobates cultripes (western spadefoot toad)
Lineage: Eukaryota; Metazoa; Chordata; Amphibia; Anura; Pelobatidae
Source: the annotation of a GenBank genome assembly